AUGGUAAACGAUGAACAUCCUGGAGAAACUGAUGAAAUAUUAUUUAAUGAUUUAUUUCCCUUACCAUUCAGAAUAUUGAUCUUGAUCCAGUUUGGUUUAUUUUUAUGGUUUUCACUAAAUGUCAUAUUAUACAAUUUAUCAAGUAUAAAUGUUUUACAACUACUAAAUUUAUCAUAUAAUUCACAUAAUUAUUUACAACUUGAAGAUUUCAAUAAUACUAACAGUAAUGGUGAAUUUGAAACUAAUCUACCAGCCGAAAAGCAAGAGAAUUUGAGAUUAAUGCAAGGAAUAUGGAGAAAUUUCAAGAAAUUGACUGUGAUAAAUGUGGUGAGUUGGGUUUUAUUCAAAUUUCUUCAAUAUUAUAAACCCAGUUAUAAGAUCAUUUAUUACAUUAUCCCUAUCAUUACAUUCAAUUAUAAUUUUUAUAUAUUAUUUUACAAACACAAUUUUACAAAUCAGAGUAAAAAUUCAAACCUAAAUAGUAAUGCUGGGCAAAUUAGAAUUUGGACAACAAUAAAAAGAGUUUUGAUUGGUAAUAUAAAUUCCAAAACAAUGAGAACGAAUGAUAUUUUAAUAAGUGAUUCAUUAGUAUCUUUCGCUAAAGUAUUAAAUGAUUUCGGAUUAUUUAUAUGGAGUUAUUACAUAAAUGAAACAAAAGCCUAUAAUUAUAAAUUGGAAUUCGGUAUAUUAUGUCUACCAAUACUAAUAAGAAUUAAACAAUGUUUUCAUGAGUAUCGAAUCACAUCAAAUAAACAGCAUCUUUUGAACUUAUUGAAAUAUGCCACUGGUAUUGGUCCAUUAGGUGUUAAUGCCUUAAUCAAAUAUACUUUGUUGAAUUCUUCCGAUCUUGAGAGGGAAAACGGUGAAUUGAUCAAUAAAUUAACUAAAUUGAAUAAUUGGUGGUUAAUUUUGACAUUGAUAAAUUCAACAUAUUCGUUUAUAUGGGACAUUAAAAUGGAUUGGAACUUAGAUUUAUUUAAUAACAUUUUUCAAAUUUUUACAAGAGAUAAAAGUAAUAGAUUCAUAAUAUUAAGAAAUCAAAAACAAUUCCCAGAUUUUAUAUAUAUCAUAGCAAUAAGUAUUGAUUUUUUACUUAGAUAUUUAUGGAUUCUUAAAAUAUUUAUUAUAAAUGAAGAAUUAAAACUGGGGAAAAUUCAUUUUAUUCAUGUUUUUUCAACUUUUUUAUUUGGUUAUGAUGUUUAUUCAUUUGGUUAUGUAUUAAUUGAAACUUUAGAAAUUUUCAGAAGAUGGGUUUGGUGUUUUAUAAAAUUAGAUGCUGAUUAUAAUAAAUUGAAAAUUGCAAAUGAUCAAAAUACAAUACCGAUGGAUACUUUUGAAAAGUAA
Messenger RNA from Lodderomyces pseudojiufengensis, 1344 nucleotides. RefSeq names its product Erd1p (gene ERD1). The record is from RefSeq and is a predicted model, not a curated record. Gene Ontology annotation, cellular component: cytoplasm; membrane. Bases 1 to 1344 code for a protein of 447 amino acids. Lineage: Eukaryota; Fungi; Ascomycota; Pichiomycetes; Serinales; Debaryomycetaceae. The transcript has a single exon.